Messenger RNA from Sinocyclocheilus grahami, 627 nucleotides. Its product is annotated as calretinin-like. Gene Ontology annotation, cellular component: dendrite; terminal bouton; cytosol. The record is from RefSeq and is a predicted model, not a curated record. Gene Ontology annotation, molecular function: calcium ion binding. Bases 136 to 627 code for a protein of 163 amino acids. The transcript has 7 exons. Lineage: Eukaryota; Metazoa; Chordata; Actinopteri; Cypriniformes; Cyprinidae. Gene Ontology annotation, biological process: regulation of presynaptic cytosolic calcium ion concentration; regulation of long-term synaptic potentiation.
GCAGGCUUCAGCAGUUAAAAACUGCCGUCUUUGUCGGGAUACUUCCAGUCAUUCGCAUAGGAGUAGAGGAGUGCUUCAAAGACAGGAUACUUGUUUCUUUGGGAAAAAAAACUGAAGGGAGAGAAAACGAUAGAUAUGGCGAAUAAAGCACCAGAGCCCCUUCCAUUGCACAUGGCCGAACUCACUGCUACCCAGUUCCUCGAAAUCUGGAAUAAAUUCGAUACCGACGGAAAUGGCUGCAUUGAAGGGAAGGAACUGGAACAUUUCAUUCGUGAGCUCGAGCUAGCAAGGAAAAGUGCAAGUGUGGAUCCUUCAAAUGCUUCGUUCAAAGACAGGAUGAAAGAGUUUAUGCAAAAAUUCGAUGAGAACGGUGAUGGGAAGAUUGAGAUGUCAGAGCUUAAAAUGUUUGACCUGAAUGGUGAUGGGAAACUGGGAUUGUCCGAAAUGGCUAGACUGCUUCCUGUGCAGGAGAAUUUUCUGCUCAAGUUUCAGAAUUUCAAACUAUCUGCUGAAGAAUUUGAAGCAAUCUUCAACUAUUAUGAUAAGGAUGGAAAUGGUUACAUUGAUGAACAUGAACUGGAUGCACUGCUGAGAGACCUCUACCAAAAACAUAAAAUGGUAACUUGA